Messenger RNA from Colletotrichum graminicola M1.001, 1515 nucleotides. Its product is annotated as cytochrome P450. The transcript has 5 exons. The record is from RefSeq and is a predicted model, not a curated record. Lineage: Eukaryota; Fungi; Ascomycota; Sordariomycetes; Glomerellales; Glomerellaceae. The coding region runs from base 1 to 1515 and encodes 504 amino acids. Gene Ontology annotation, molecular function: monooxygenase activity; heme binding; oxidoreductase activity, acting on paired donors, with incorporation or reduction of molecular oxygen.
AUGGUCAUCACCGAGCUCUCGGGCCACAUCUGGAAUCCACUCCUGCUGCUCGCUACAGUCCUCCUCGUAUAUCUCGGGACAUUGAGCUACCGCUCAUGGCACCGUCUCAGACACGUCCCUGGGCCACCAGGUGCUGCCUUCAGCAAGUGGUGGAUGCUACGUAACACACUGGGUGGGCAGAUGCAUCUCGCUCUCAAGCGAGCCUGCGAUGAAUAUGGCCCGGUCGUCCGCAUCGGUCCCAAUGACUUGGUAACCAAUGACUCGGAGCUCCUUCGUCGUAUGUGGGCUGUCCGCUCGCCAUAUUGCAAGGGCCCUUUCUACGACGCCGUCAGGUUCGACCCGACCAGAGAUAACCUCAUCUCCAUGAGGGAUGAUCACGAGCACAAUGAGAGGCGAGCCAAGAUGGCUAUCGGCUACUCGGGCAAGGAGAACGAAGGGCUGGAAGCCACUAUCGACAGACAGAUACAGGCCUUCAUUAGACUUAUAGAGGAGCGAUAUGUCUCGACGCCUGGCUCCUUUCGUCCCAUGGAUUUGUGCAGAAAGGUCCAGUACCUCACGCUGGAUAUCAUCACAUCGCUGGCGUUUGGUUACCACUUCGGCUACGUCGAGCAAGACGCCGACGUCCACCAAUACAUCCGGAUGACGGAGCGGAACAUGCCCGUCAUGAUGACUCUGUCUGUAUUUCCGCGACUGGCAAAGCUGCUGCAGUCUCCUCUAUUCCGCCGCGCCAUGCCGUCGGAACAUGACCGGGUGGGAUUCGGCAGGUUCAUUGCUGUUGCAAAGAAGGUGGUGGCCGAGAAAUUGAUGUCAGACAUGACGACGAAGCGGCGAGACAUGCUCGGGUCGUUCCUCGCACACGGCCUAACCCGAGAGGAGGCCGAGGGCGAGACACUGGUCCAGAUCAUAGCCGGAUCCGACACAACAGCAACGGCGAUCCGGAUGACGAUGCUGUAUCUGAUGACGUCUCCUUCAUGUUACUCGAAGCUCGCCGAGGAGGUGCAAGAGGCGGCCCAGGCGGGUAUCAUCUCGUCACCCAUCACCAGCCGAGAGGCUGGCGAUCUCCGCUACCUCCAAGCCGUCAUUAAAGAGGGCCUGCGGGUUUUCCCUCCCGUCACGGGUCUCAUGUCGGCAACGGUGCCUAAGGGCGGGGACUUUAUGCACGGCAUGAGCAUUCCCGAGGGCACUGAUAUUGGCUGGACGGCAUUUGGCGUGCUCCGCUCCACGAAAGUGUACGGCUCAGACGCGGAUGUCUUCCGGCCAGAGCGGUGGCUGGAGGCGGGUGAGGACCAGCUCAAGGCCAUGAUGGCGCAGUGGGAGUUGGUAUUCAAGUACGGCAAGUGGCAGUGCCUGGGAAAGACGGUUGCUCUCAUGGAGUUGAACAAAGUUUUUGUCGAACUCCUUCGUCGGUUCGACUUUUCCCUCGUGGACCCUGCUAUGCCCUGGAAUUCGUUUUCGGCGGGAAUCUUCAUCCAGUCCGACCUCCUGGUGAGAGUGAGCAAGGCCCGUUCACCAUAA